This is a messenger RNA of Osmerus eperlanus (European smelt), 1720 nucleotides long. RefSeq names its product interleukin 12Ba (gene il12ba). NCBI's taxonomy places the organism in Eukaryota, Metazoa, Chordata, Actinopteri, Osmeriformes, Osmeridae. Gene Ontology annotation, molecular function: protein binding. The transcript has 8 exons. The record is from RefSeq and is a predicted model, not a curated record. Bases 103 to 1128 code for a protein of 341 amino acids.
UUUUUUUUAUGCGGGGGAUUUCAUUGGUUCUCAAACGUCGGGCACAUAUAAAACGUUAAUUCCAAGGCACAGCAUUUCAAAGUAGGUGUCUUGCGCUGUUGGAUGUUAAAUUCGAAGAUGGGGUUGUCUCUACUUGUUGUCAUCAUGGUCACUCUUCAACUGUCCGGAGGCCAGCUAUCUCCGAGCUAUUGGACUCUUCUACCCAAUGUUGUUGUGGUGGAGGUGGAUGGUGUCUCCAGGUUUCACCACACCCUGACCUGCCUGGGUGUCUCUGAGACGGGGGAGCGGCCGAGCGAGGUGGCGGAGGGGGAGAUCGCCUGGAGGAGAAACGGAAAGGAGAAGGAGCAGAGAGGCAACAGUUACCGGGUGGCUCUGGAGGAGCGUUUGGGAGGAGGAAACUACAGCUGCCACAGUAGAGGUGGAGCUCUGCUGAACCACACCACAGUGCUGCUGAGAACACCCAGAUAUCGUCCGGAGAACAUCAAUGAAACACAUCCAGACUAUCUGACAUGCACAACGCAGAACUACAGUGGCGAGUUCCGCUGUUCCUGGACUCAGAGAGAGGGGAAAGUCAUUCUCGUUAGUGCUGCCCGUGGCAGUACAGAUGGGGUUGACUGUACUGUGGAUGAGAGAAAUGAGCAGUGGACGUGCCGUUCAGGAAAAGUGGACAUCACCUGUUCAGUGGACGGCAGUGGGAAUGGUAUUUCCUGUCUGGACAGGAAGCACUGCCCCUACAAUGAGGAGUCUGAGCGCAUGGUUCUCACAAUCUACACCAGGAAUCGAAAUCACAACUUGAGGGAGUACACCCAGAGCUUCCUCAUAUCAGAGAUAGUGAGACCAGACAAAGUGUCCAUUCGGAAGGUGAACCAGACCACGGUAGAGUGGAGCUACCCUGAGUCCUGGAACACCCCUUACUCCUUCUUCCCCCUCACCUUCCAGGUCCGGAACAUCAGGAAGGGCUUGUGUAACGACCCUUCAAACAAGCCUCACCCCACAGACGGAAACCAGUGGUCCAUAAAGAGGAAGAAAGGCCUGGUUUGUGUCAGAUCUCAGGAUCCUUUGUGUAACUCAACCUGGAGUGAGUGGACCCACUACAAUUUUUUUCAGUUCCAAGUAAAGAAGACGUAGCACACGAACGUGAAGAUCAGCAUCCAUGUAGUAGUGAACACAUAUCACCUAUCACUGAACCCAGGUCAACACUUAUGGCCUAACCUAUCACUGAACCCAGGUCAACACUUAUGGCCUAACCUAUCACUGAACCCAGGUCAACACUUAUGGCCUAACCUAUCACUGAACCCAGGUCAACACUUAUGGCCUAACCUAUCACUGAACCCAGGUCAACACUUAUGGCCUAACCUAUCACUGAACCCAGGUCAACACUUAUGGCCUAACCUAUCCCAGAACCCAGGUCAACACUUAUGGCCUAACCUAUCACUGAACCCAUGGGAAUUGAUUAAGCUCACCCUCACUAUGCCCAAAGACUACUUGAUAAUUUAUUCUGGCUGGACACUGUCUUUCAUGCAGAAUUACAAUAUUUGAAUGUCUAGAUAAAUGUGUUUCUCUAAAAUAACAAAGCUCUAUUAAAUUAUGUUUUAUUUAAGUGUCUUUUUGUAUUUUAAAUCAUGUUAUAUUCAUAUUUUAUUUACAUAAGAUAAAGGAGUAAUUUUGUGUUAAAUGUUAUACGAUGUAGUGUAAAGACUUAUUAAACUGCUUGCAUGUA